Messenger RNA from Botrytis byssoidea, 393 nucleotides. RefSeq lists its product as uncharacterized. Lineage: Eukaryota; Fungi; Ascomycota; Leotiomycetes; Helotiales; Sclerotiniaceae. Gene Ontology annotation, molecular function: actin monomer binding. The record is from RefSeq and is a predicted model, not a curated record. Gene Ontology annotation, cellular component: cell cortex. The transcript has 5 exons. The coding region runs from base 1 to 393 and encodes 130 amino acids.
AUGUCGUGGCAGGCUUAUAUCGACACAAGUCUUUGCGGAAGCGGACAUGUCGAGAAGGGAGCUAUCUACAAUUUGGAGGGAACCUCUUGCUGGGCCACCAGUCCUGAAUUCCAGAUCACCCCAGCAGAAAUGACCGAGGUCAUAAAUGGACUCAAGGGCCAAACAGAUUCUUUAUAUGCAAAUGGUUUACAUCUUGCUGGCGAGAGAUAUGUUCUUACAAAAGUUGAGGAGGAUGGCUCGAUGCUCUAUGCUAGAAAGGGCAAGGAUGGAGUCGUUAUCGGUAAAACCACCCAAGCAAUCAUCGUAGCCCGAUACGUCGAUCCAAUGAUCGCCGGAAACACCGUUGAGACUGUUCAAAAAUUGAUCACUUAUCUCGUUAAUGUUGGCUACUAA